AUGUUUCUUCCGUCACCCGGCUGGCUGUUUUCCCACAUCUUACUUAUUUCCGAGUUGCGGACCUCGAACCUCAAAAACAGAUCCCCCCUAGUCACCAUCCGCCGCCUCGUCCGCGCGACUCAGAGUGUCUCUCGACGCCCCAACGUGGCGGUUCCCGUUGUCGCGCGUUUUUUCGCCGCGCUUUGUCCCUUUCGCUGCCACGCCCACGCAUUUCUUCCACAGUCUCUCUUUGCUGCUCUCUGGUCUCCAGUGAAAAUCGAGUACGCGCGCGGAAGCGAAGUCCGGCUGUCUCGGAAGAGUCUACCCUCCGACCCGAUCGUUCUCCCGUCCCUUCAGCGCGACGCUCGCUCAGCUCUCUUAGAUUCCACUGCAGCCAACUUCGGCUCUUCGCUCUUUCUUCACAAGGUCCCCGCGGAACUCAGUUCCUCACCGACUCGCUUGCUCCACGCUUUGAAUUCGCGGCUCCCACAGCUCGUUCCCGCCUCUCCGGGGACCGUCUCGAUCCAGGCUCUGGCGCGUAUCGGCCCCGCCCCACCUGCUGACUCGGCCGCCGCUGCUUCCGACUUUCCCUCCCCGUGCCCCGAUGGGAGUUUUAGUUUUGUUCUUCAACUGGCGAAUCGAGAGGCGCGGGACGCUGUGGCGCGAAGCCUCAUCCUUCUGUCUUCGACCGCCCUCCUUCGCCCGUCUCCAGGACGCUACUCCACUUGUGCACCCCCGACCCGCGCCGCUGGUCCGCCUUCUCGCCCACUAGCGAGUUCUUCUCUCUCUGCUUCUUCAGGCUCUUCUGCUGGUGCGUGUCCGGCGGCAUCCGCCACGCUUCGCCUUCCUCGCUGUGAGGCAGACGGCGACGCGCCGCCUCCUCUCGCCGUGCUCUCUCUCGUCCCUGCCUUGACUGAGGAAGAGGAGAUUCUUUAUCUGGGUCAGCAGUUCCACUGCACGAGCUGCGUUGCGAUCCUCGAGCGUACCGAUCACCGAACGCAUUUGUACGGCCUCGAGGGCGAAGCCGCUUGCAGACAGACGGUUGCCACGUUCGAAGCCUACGCGAGACGCGCCUUUCUGAACCACCGGGAGAAGGUUGCAAAGAAAACCAGGCUGCCACUCCCCGACGUCUCCGAGGGGAUACGUUUUCGCUUUUUCUUUCCCCCCAGAAGGCGCGUCGUCUGGAGACUCUUCGGUGUCCUCGAGAGUUAUUUCGUGGCCGAGUGCCUCCGCCUGGAGCUGGCAGCUGCGCGACGCCCCUGGACACCUGAGCAGCUUGCCGUCGGCGCCUCGCUCGAACAAAGAAUGGCUCGGCCUUCUCCCUCUCCUUCUCCCUCUCCUUCUCCCUCGUCUUCUCCCUCGUCUUCCCCCGCUUCGUCUCGCUCUGCUCAAUCUUCUCCGGUGUCUCUUCCCCGUGCGGAUCCUGGGCUUGCGUCGAAGCUCGGCCCCUCGUCUUCUGCGUGCCCGCCUUUCUGGCUGAAAAUCGUGCUCGGCGGUUGGAGAGAAAGCGGCCUCGCGCCUCCGCCUCACGCCUGGUACAAAUGGGUCACCCUCGACGCGGAAGUUCUGUUGGUUCGUCACUCGCGAGAAACAGGCAGCUUCUUGAUGGCUGAGGAGGAGGACGGAGGAAGACUCGACGAAGGAACGCAGGAGCGAGAAGAGGAAGAAAGGACGGCUGCAAACAGCAGCGCGCCGACGCCCUCCCUCGCUGAAGACCUUGAGGAUUUGGUCGAGGAGGCGCUGGGCCCGCAGAUUCGCUCGGAGCUCCUCGACGUCUCUUUGAGUGGCUCAGCGGUUCGCCUCACCUUCCGAUCUGCACACUGCGUCGACAGCAUUCUGCGCAGCAGCUCUCGCCUCGAGGGAUUCUUAAAAAGAGCGGAUAGAAAAGCGACUUUCUUUCUCUAUCGCUGCCCCUUUACCACCUACUUGGGACCCGCCAGAAAGCCUGUGGAUAAUCCCGAGAACGCCGCGCAUGCAAAAGUCGCAGAAGGAACUCGAAGAAGCGGAGACAUGCGCACGGCAAUCAAGCAAGACCUCCUUCGUCAAGCGUCGGGUUCUUUUUCAGCUGUAUCUUCUCCCUGCCUCGGCGGGCGGAAUUCGCUGACGGAUUUGGCCUCGCCUGGUCGAGGUGCUGAAGGACAGGGUUUCGAUCCGGGGUUCGACAGCUUUUUUUCGGAGGGGGAGGACGAGGAUUCCAGCGACACGCGCUACCCCUCGGCUUUGCUGGACCAGGCACUCAGCGAGGCAGCAGACCCCCACGACCAGGAACUGUCUCGUGUUCGAGAUCUCUUCCACGAUUUGGAAAGACGGUGUCUCCCUUCGUGGCACGCCACAUCUCGCCAGAGUGUCUCCUCGGUGCCAGCGCUUCGCGCCUUCCUCGAGAAGAGCCUAGGGUACCCACCCGCGCUUCUCCCCACCACACUUGUCUUCUCGAACGGCGCCUUGAGAGAGCGCGUCCUGGACCUCGACUUGCUCCGCAACCUGCCUGAGUCGCUCGCGCGCUUCCGCCGUCUCGUGGCCAAGCUCAAGUGUGCGUGGGACGCAGAACUGAAACAAAUCAUGGUUGCCUUCGGAGUGGAAUCCGAGGCCGAACUCCUCACGGGCUUCGUCAGCAGCCGCGCCAGCGCUGAGAAAGGACUCGCCAGCCGCCUCGCGCAGGAGCCUGCCAAAAUGGAACGGCGCGUGCAAGAGCUUCGGCAGCGCAUGUAUCGCGUGCGUUUUUACGACUCGGAGACGGGCACGGACUACGCGACAGUCGGCAGCCAGAAUGAUCGCUACGAGAUCGCGUCGGCAGCGUACUACUUCACUCACGUGCAAACGCCAGAAGUAGCGGUUUUUUGGGACCCGAUUGGGGGCGCAAGCAAGCUGUACGCGGCGCACCGCGCAGCAAACACACUUGGGCACUCCGAACGCACGAAAAGCCGCAUUUUGCGACGAGAGCCUGAAGGUGUCGACACGGCCCAGCUCGCAGAAGUAGAGUGUGUGAACACUUCUUCACAGUCUCCAUGCGGCAGCCUGUCGCAUCACAAAAAGGGGGUUCUUUCUGACGAAACGCUGGUUGCGUCCUCACAGCGUAGUCUUCUUGGCAGUGACGCGAUGGCGGAGGGGGACGACAGCUCGUGUUCGGGGAUCUCCGGAACCCGCCUCGGGGGUUCAGAACGCGAGCAGGGCAGCGAGACUUCAGCGCAGAUGAAACCGCAAGAAAUAACGCGUUUCUUCCCGGCGUCUACGGCAGCCAGUGUGGGCUGCGCAGUUCGCAAGGACGCAAGCAACGCCUUUAAGGCAAAGGGGGAAUCUGUAGUCUCUCACUGGACUGCUUCGACACCCGACACGGUACAGAACCGAAAGGAGGAAACGCGAGACGCAGGCAGCUGUGACUCCUCUUCCAGCGUAGAAUUCUCGAGAGUCUCUCGUCCACGCAUGCCGGCGGCCCGAUGCUCCGCUGGGGACAUAUCCACUCGCGCGUCUAGUGCAAGUGUUUCCGGUCGUCGAGCAGCCGCCGUAACCGUGACUACGGCAACGGGCGACGCGGAACGGAACCACUGGGGAAAUGAAGAAGAGGGAGAUAAGAGGGAAAUUGAAGAAGGGUGGAGAGGAGGGCGACUGGUGGACACCGAGGCAGAACCAACAGCCGAUUGCGAGCUAGAUGUGUACUUGAAUCAGACACUCCUUUCCUUUGCUUGGUGCAUCUACUGCCAGGAGCUCGGAGACAUGAAAAUGGAGUGUCAAAGUGCCCGACAGCAAGCCAAAAGACUGGCGAGGAGAAAGCUCCACGAACUCAAAGAGUGA
Messenger RNA from Neospora caninum, 3768 nucleotides. RefSeq lists its product as hypothetical. Bases 1 to 3768 code for a protein of 1255 amino acids. Lineage: Eukaryota; Apicomplexa; Conoidasida; Eucoccidiorida; Sarcocystidae. The transcript has 7 exons. The record is from RefSeq and is a predicted model, not a curated record.